This is a messenger RNA of Rhagoletis zephyria (snowberry fruit fly), 2536 nucleotides long. It is a transcript of the gene Sec23, whose product is annotated as transport protein Sec23. Gene Ontology annotation, cellular component: COPII vesicle coat; endoplasmic reticulum exit site. Gene Ontology annotation, molecular function: zinc ion binding; GTPase activator activity. NCBI's taxonomy places the organism in Eukaryota, Metazoa, Arthropoda, Insecta, Diptera, Tephritidae. The record is from RefSeq and is a predicted model, not a curated record. Gene Ontology annotation, biological process: COPII-coated vesicle cargo loading; intracellular protein transport; COPII-coated vesicle budding.
AUGACGACCUACGAAGAGUUCAUUCAGCAGAAUGAGGAUCGCGACGGUGUGCGUCUUACUUGGAAUGUUUGGCCUUCAAGUCGCAUCGACGCUGGUCGCCUGGUUGUGCCACUUGCUUGCCUAUACCAGCCACUGAAAGAACGUCCGGAUCUGCCACCUAUACAAUACGAGCCGGUUUUGUGUACACGCGCUAACUGUCGGGCAAUACUUAAUCCCCUCUGUCAAGUAGAUUACCGUGCAAAACUGUGGGUGUGCAACUUUUGUUUCCAACGUAAUCCGUUUCCUCCACAAUAUGCAGCGAUAUCAGAGCAGCAUCAACCCGCUGAAUUAAUUCCUGGAUUUAGCACAAUCGAAUAUACGAUUGCACGUGCUCCAUGCAUGCCGCCGGUUUUCAUAUUUCUCGUAGAUACUUGCAUGGAUGAAGAAGAAUUAGAUGCCCUAAAAGAUUCUUUACAAAUGUCGUUAAGUUUAUUGCCUCCCAAUGCCUUAGUUGGGCUUAUCACUUUCGGCAAAAUGAUUCAAGUGCACGAAUUGGGUGCUGAAGGAUGCUCUAAGAGCUAUGUCUUUCGCGGCACCAAGGAUCUAACUGCAAAGCAAGUGCAAGAUAUGUUGGGUAUAGGUAGGCAAACUGGUGGACCUGCAAGUGUACCUGGCCAACCGGGACAGCCAAUGCCGGGUCAACAACGAGUACCAGGUGCCGCGAAUACUGCAGCGCCUGCUGUACCUGCAGCCAAUCGGUUCCUCCAGCCCAUUAGCAAAUGUGACAUUGCUCUGGGCGACUUAUUAAGCGAAUUGCAGCGCGACCCUUGGCCAGUACCGCAGGGCAAGCGAUACUUGCGUUCCACUGGGGCUGCAUUGGCGAUUGCCGUGGGUCUUCUUGAAUGCACUUAUCCCAAUACAGGUGGUCGCAUCCUGACCUUUGUCGGUGGACCUUGCUCCCAGGGUCCCGGCCAAGUGGUCGACGAUGAACUAAAACAUCCAAUUCGUUCGCAUCAUGACAUUCAAAAGGAUAAUGCCCGUUUUAUGAAAAAGGCAAUUAAGCACUAUGAUGCCUUGGCUCUAAGAGCUGCUACCAAUGGCCACUGCAUCGAUAUUUACUCAUGUGCUCUAGAUCAAUGCGGUCUUAUGGAGAUGAAACAAUGCUGCAAUUCUACUGGCGGUCAUAUGGUAUUAGGAGAUUCGUUCAACUCGUCACUUUUCAAACAAACAUUCCAACGAGUGUUUGCACGAGAUGCACGCGGGGAUUUGAAAAUGGCAUUCAAUGGCACACUGGAAGUGAAGUGCUCGCGCGAGCUAAAAAUCUCGGGCGGAAUCGGCUCGUGUGUGUCGCUGAAUGUGAAGAGCUCGUCGGUGUCGGAUGUGGAGAUCGGCAUGGGCAAUACGGUGCAAUGGAAGAUGUGUACACUGAAUCCAAGUUCCACGACGGCAUUCUUUUUCGAAGUGGUUAACCAGCAUGCAGCCCCUAUGCCACAGGGAGGACGGGGAUGUAUUCAGUUCAUAACUCAGUAUCAGCACGCAAAUGGACAACGUCGUAUACGUGUAACGACAUUGGCAAGAAACUGGGCAGACGCGACAACUAAUUUACCGUACAUAAGUGCAGGUUUUGACCAAGAAGCGGCAGCAGUUAUUAUGGCCCGCAUGGUUGUCUACCGCGCUGAAACAGAUGAAGGGCCAGAUAUAUUGCGUUGGGUGGACCGACAGCUUAUUCGUUUGUGCCAGAAAUUUGGUGAAUAUAGCAAGGAUGAUCCGAACAGUUUCCGCUUGGCGCAAAACUUCAGCCUUUUCCCGCAGUUUAUGUACCAUCUGCGCCGUUCGCAAUUCUUGCAAGUCUUCAACAACUCGCCGGACGAGACCACAUUCUAUCGGCACAUGCUUAUGCGCGAGGACCUCACCCAGUCGCUAAUUAUGAUACAGCCAAUUCUAUACAGUUACUCCUUUAAUGGUCCUCCAGAACCAGUGUUGCUUGACACAUCGUCCAUACAGCCCGACCGUAUUCUGCUGAUGGACACAUUCUUCCAGAUUCUUAUUUAUCACGGUGAAACAAUCGCACAAUGGCGAGCCCUCAAGUAUCAAGACAUGGCGGAAUAUGAGAACUUCAAGCAGCUGCUGCAAGCACCAGUGGAUGAUGCUCAGGAGAUUUUACAGACACGUUUUCCCAUGCCGCGUUACAUUGAUACCGAGCAUGGAGGAUCGCAAGCUCGUUUCUUACUUUCCAAAGUAAAUCCUUCGCAGACGCAUAACAACAUGUACGCCUAUGGGCAGUCACCAAUCGGCCAGUCUACGGAUGGUGGUGCUCCAGUGCUGACUGACGAUGUAUCGCUACAGCUUUUUAUGGAGCAUCUUAAAAAGCUUGCAGUCUCCUCAACAACUUGAAUCGUAAUUCUUUGGAUGCGUUUAUCGUUGUAUUACUCAAAGUUUAAGGCGCUGAUCAAUCGGUUUUUAGGAAUACAUAAGUAAUGCUGCAGCAUUUGUCGACAUAAAUAAUUACGAUUGUAUCUAUAAAAACAUAUGUUUAAAUAUAUUAUAACAUUCAAAU